Dendronephthya gigantea is the source of this 1410-nucleotide messenger RNA. RefSeq names its product tRNA (cytosine(38)-C(5))-methyltransferase-like. Gene Ontology annotation, molecular function: methyltransferase activity. Bases 14 to 1345 code for a protein of 443 amino acids. The record is from RefSeq and is a predicted model, not a curated record. Lineage: Eukaryota; Metazoa; Cnidaria; Anthozoa; Malacalcyonacea; Nephtheidae. The transcript has 13 exons.
CAAAAAUUUAAAGAUGGCGUCGACCUUAAGAGCGGUGGAAUUUUAUAGCGGUAUAGGAGGAAUGCAUUACGCCUUAAAAUCUUGUGGUGUUGCUGUAAAUGUCGUAGCCGCUAUCGAUAUAAAUACCAUCGCUAAUGAAGUCUACGCACACAACUUUCCUAACACAGUUCUAUUAAAUCGAAAUAUAGAGGGAAUCAAACUGGAAGAAUUCAAGAAAUUCGAUGCGGACAUUUUCACCAUGUCACCUCCAUGCCAGCCGUUCACAAGGCAAGGCAAUAAGAAGGCGUCGGAUGACCCGAGAACCAAGAGUUUCUUACAUAUCAUGAAAGUUCUUAGAAGUUUACCAAAACCUCCAUCGUACAUUCUGAUGGAAAACGUGAAAGGCUUCGAGGUCUCUGAAACCAGAGAAGAAUUUAUAAGAACCUUACGUGAAACUAACUAUGCUUUCCAGGAAUUUUUGUUGAGCCCAAUGCAGUUCGGAGUGCCGAAUUCAAGACUAAGAUACUUUCUGAUUGCUGUGCACAAACCAUUACAAUUUCCUUUCAAAGAAAGUGAUUCAAUAAUGGAGCACCUUUCAACAUCUCUCGGCUCGAGUUCCUUAUCUUUUGACCCAACCUCUUCGUUGCUCAUCAAAGACAAUCCCAGGCUGCACUGCCCAGUUUGCAACCAACAAUCUAAUGAACUUUUAAGACACUCGAUACCUUCAUCAACUGAAACAACGAAUUCGAAAAUCCAGGAUGCAAAAGAAGAGAAUCCUUGCUCAACUUUAAUCGACGUCAAGUGUGAACGAACAAGUUCUACAGAGAAAAAACGAGGAUUAGAAUCAACUUUACCGAGCGAGAAAGUCGAUGAGGAAUUAUGCCAUAACGAUAUGAACGAUUGUGACCGAAUGUGGGCUAGAAUAAAAAAUAUCCAACACUUUUUAGAAGAUAAGAGAGAUCAUUAUGAAGAAUUUUCAUUGCCUGAAAAUAUUCUAAAAAAGAAAGUUCUUUUAAUGGAUAUCGUUCAGACGAAGUGCAAUCAUUCCUGCUGUUUUACAAAAGGGUAUGGUCAUUACGCAGAGGGGACUGGAUCCAUAUUACAGAUGUCAUUUUCAGAUGUAACUCAGUCCAGCUCAAUAUUCGAGAGAUACAAGGAUGCCAGGGAGGAAGAGAGGAUAAGAAUUUUGGCUCCAUUAGGUCUUAGAUACUUCACACCAAGAGAGAUAGCAAAUAUCCUUUGCUUUCCAGCCGAAUUUGGCUUUCCUAAGAACGUGACUACGAGACAGAGAUAUCGUCUCCUUGGAAAUAGUUUAAAUAUUUUAGUUGUCAAAGAACUUAUGAAAAAAGUUUUCUUUGAUGAAUAAACGUGAUAAUUAACCAAUAUUAUGCUCGCCUAUGUAUUCUUCAAAUAGUUUGAAAAAUUGAUAAA